AUGCCGGCGCCAUUGGCGGAUGAACUCGUGGUGGGGGGACUGAAUCCCGUCGAGGGCAAAGUCGUUUCGGUCCCCUCCCACAAAGCCAUCAACGAGAAAGUUAGCAUCGAUCAAGCCGGCAUUGGAAAAGAAUUGGAAUCCGAAAUUCAAGCUGUGCCGGCCACUUUGCCAUCUGAGGACGGUAACCACGAAAAAGAUGACAACAGCGACGAUGCCAUCAUCGUCACCGGUGCCGACGCCGCCCGUUACUUACUGCCGCUGCGGGAUGACUUCGAUCCGGCAUUGACCUUUCGAAGCAUGGUUCUGGCAACAGGUCUCUCGGCUUUCCAAGCCGUCAUGAGCCAGAUUUACACAUUCAAACCAACCAGUGUCACCAUUUCCGGAACUUUCAUCGUUCUCAUUGGGUACUUUGUGGGCAAAGCAUGGGCAAAAUUCUUGCCACGCGGCGACAAACUCGAAGCCCGAUGGAGAGAAAACAAUCCCGAGGGAGAACUUCCUGCACAUAUCAAGGCCUUGAAAUUCAUCAAUCCGGGCCCUUGGGGACUGAAAGAGCAUGCGAUCUGCUCCAUCACUGCCACGUCUGCCUCCAACGCUUCCGCUAGUAUUCAGGUAUUUGCAGCACAAGAUCUCUUUUACGACUUGCCCCUGAGUGCGACAACUGUCGUCUUGACCGUCAUCUCCAUCGGCCUCUUUGGCUACGGUAUUUGCGGUGUAAUGCGUCCCAUCGCCGUAUGGCAUGUUGACGCUGUGUAUUGGAGUACACUUCCGACUGUCAAAACGCUUCAAGGACUUCAUUGGCAGGACUUGAAGAACUCCAAACCCCUUCGUUGGUUCUGGUACAGCUUUGCCGGAAUGUUUGUUUACGAGUUCUUCCCUGCAUACAUCUUUCCGUGGCUGAACUCGGUUUCCAUUCCCUGCCUCGCUGCGAUGAACACCACAGGCGCAAAGGGCGCCAUCCUCACAAAUCUUUUCGGGGGUUCUAUCAAUAAUGAAGGUCUGGGGCUGUUCACCUUGUCUUUUGACUGGCAAUACAUCACUUCUUUCUACACAUCCCUUCCUCUGACUCUGCAAAUUCACUCUGCCGUUGGAUACUUCAUCUGUUUUAUCGCAAUGAUCGGGAUCUACUACACAAACGCUUGGGAUGCAAAGUCGCAACCUUUCAUGUCGACACGGCUGCGGUCCGAGGAUGGGUCUGCGUAUCCCACUACAAAGGUUUUCUCUGGUGGUGUGCUCAACCAGAGCGCUCUGGCCAAAUAUGGCAUUCCCAGGCUUACAGGAAGUUUCGCGUACGCUAUGUUCAUGGCCAACGCCGCUAUUGGCGCCUUGGUUGCCCACUGCUUCUUCUUCUGGGGAGGAGACGUCAAGAAAUCGUACCAGAGUGCAAGGAGUGGGAGAUACGACGAUCGCCACCAUGAGCACAUGACCAAGCAUUACAAGGAAACGCCAUGGUGGUGGUAUGUUAUUGUGCUUGUCAUCAGCUUUGUUCUUGGUCUGGUCGUCGUCUGCACACAGAAUGUCACCCUUCCGGCAUGGGCAUACGUCGUAUCGUUGCUUCUCGGAAUCUUCAUUGCGCCGUUGAGCACCAUACUCUACUCUCGAUUCGGUAAUGGAAUUGCAACCAACAACUUAUCAAAGAUGCUGGCAGGUCUCAUCCUUCCUGAGCGUCCCAUUGGCAACAUGUAUUUUGCCGCUUGGUCGCACAACGUCAUCGCGAAUGCUGUUACUCUUUCCAACGAUUUGAAAAUGGGAGAAUACCUCAAAAUUCCUCCUCGAGUCAUGUUUAUCACUCAAAUUUAUGGCACCAUCAUCGGCGGUUUCAUCAACUAUGCUGUCAUGAUCUCGAUUGUGAAUAGCAACCGAGAACUCCUCGUCGACAGUGAUGGAAACAGUUCCUGGAGUGGUGCAACGAUGCAGUCAUAUAACACCAACGCCACAUCAUGGGCACUUGCCAAGUACUUGUACAAGACCGGUGGCAAGUACUCUCUCGUGCCGAUUGGUCUGGGUAUUGGCUUCGGCGCUGUCAUAAUCCAUCGCAUAAUUGCGCAUUUUGUUCCCAAGAUCCGCGGUUACUCUCUUUACGAAGUCAACUUGCCGCAGCUCUUCCAGUAUGCGGGCUACAUCCCAUACAAUCAGUCCCAGACUUGCGUGCUUUUUAGCUCGGUCCUCAGCGGAUUGUUCGUCCAAUUUUAUCUCCGCAACUACCGCCCCCGUAUCUUCAAGGACUACUCGUACCUUGUGACCGGCGCAUUCGAUGGAGCGAGUCUGACUGUACUUUUCAUCUUGUCUUUCGCAGUGUUCGGUGCCGGCGGUCCCUCCGUUCCUUUCCCGACUUGGUGGGGUAACAACGCGGACGGUAAUUAUGAUCAUUGCCCGUCAGCUGAGUAA
Molecule: messenger RNA, 2385 nt
Organism: Colletotrichum orchidophilum
Lineage: Eukaryota; Fungi; Ascomycota; Sordariomycetes; Glomerellales; Glomerellaceae
Product: OPT oligopeptide transporter
Exons: 7
Coding region: 1-2385 (794 amino acids)
Biological process (GO): transmembrane transport
Molecular function (GO): oligopeptide transmembrane transporter activity
Source: RefSeq, a predicted model, not a curated record